Molecule: messenger RNA, 2119 nt
Organism: Perca flavescens (yellow perch)
Lineage: Eukaryota; Metazoa; Chordata; Actinopteri; Perciformes; Percidae
Gene: utp18
Product: UTP18 small subunit processome component
Exons: 13
Coding region: 164-1756 (530 amino acids)
Biological process (GO): rRNA processing
Cellular component (GO): Pwp2p-containing subcomplex of 90S preribosome; small-subunit processome
Molecular function (GO): protein binding
Source: RefSeq, a predicted model, not a curated record
UGUUCCGGAAACACAUGAAGAAAAACACUGAACUCCACCACAUGUGGAACCAGAAGCUGCUGAAAGCGGAUUAAUAACAGAAAUAUUAACAGUUUAUUCCUUCAUGUCUGUCCGCUGAGGGCUUACAUCUGUAGUUUUCUGUUGGGAGUUUGGUUCAGGAAACAUGGAGGACGUGAAUGUUAUCAAGCUGCCGUCGACGGAGGAGAGAAAAACGGCCAAGAAACGGACCCGAGCACCGAAGUUUAACCCGAAGGAGGAGGAGGAGAAACGGCGGAGAAACGUGCAGUGUGUGUCGGUGCUGGGAGAGGAAGACAGCUCGGUGAAGCUGCUGGAGGAGCUGGUGUUCGGGGCGGAGGAACAGCUGCUGGACAGACUCGGCGAGCAGGAGGAUGCGGCGGAGCAGACUGGAAGCUUAUUGGUGGAGGACGGAGACCAUGAGUCGGGGGAAUCGGAGGCUGAGGACGCGGCUUGCCUGCAGCGCCGGCCAAUCAGAGCAGCCGCCUGGGUGGACGAGGAUGACAAUCUGGAGGAAGAGGUGGACAUGAAGCACCGUUACCGUAGAGACCUGAUCAGAGGAGACGCCGAGUCCACCAUGACCAAAGAGAAGCUACAGCAGAGGAUGAGAGAGCAGUUUCAGAAGGCGAUGGGAGGAACUCCAUCGUGGGCAGAGAGCAGCGUGAAGAAGAAAGCAGCCGAUGAUGAUGAUGAUGAUGAAGAGGAUGAGGAUGAAGAGCUGCUGAGGAGGACAGGAAACUUUGUGGGGUCUUCAGACAGUCUGCCCAGCGGCAUCCUGAGGAUGAAGAAAUGUCUCCAUGCCAACAGCGCGCGUCCAUCGGAGGACAGACUGACCACCGUCCAGUUUCACCCCUCCGCUCAGGUCGUCAUGACAGCCGGCCUCGACCAAUCGGUGUCCCUCUUCCAGGUGGAUGGGAAGACCAACCCUAAGAUCCAGAGCAUCCACCUGGAGCGGUUCCCGGUGCACCGAGCCCAGUUCAGCGUUGACGGGGAGACGGUGAUCGCCACCAGCCUGAAGAACAAGAUGUUCUACGUCUACGACAUGAUGGAGGGCCGCGUCACGCCUGUGCACACCGUCAGAGGGCUGAAUGAAGCCAGGGUGAAGGAGUUCUCUGUUUGUCCUGAAGGAGGCACUCUGCUGCUCACCGGGACCAACGGAUACCUGCACCUCCUCACACUCAAGACUAAGGAGGUGGUCAGCAGUCUGAAGAUAAACGGUGAUGUCAGCGGAGUCGCCUUCUCUCCUGACGGCAGCAAAGUGUUCGCCAACUCUGAGGACGGUGAGGUCUAUGUGUGGGACCUGCGUUCCAGCCGCUGUGUGAACAGGUUUCCAGACGACGGCUGUGUGAAGGGAACGUCCAUCGCCGCCUCGCGGAACGGACAGUAUCUCGCCUGCGGCUCGGAGUCGGGCGUGGUCAACAUCUACUCCCAGGAGUCGUGUCUUAACUCGGCCAAUCCCAGGCCUCUGAGAGCGGUGAUGAACCUGCUGACCUCGGCCACCGCUCUGACCUUUAACCCCUCCUCUGAGAUCCUCGCCAUCGCGUCCCGGGCCGACGACGAGGCCGUACGCCUGGUCCACCUGCCGAGUCUCUCCGUCUUCUCCAACUUCCCCGUCUCCAAGAGGAAGAUUGUUUAUCGGGCCAGCUGCCUGGACUUCUCCCCGCACAGUGGCUUCUUCUCAUUGGCCAACAACAAAGGACACGCCCCUCUCUUCAGGUUGCUGCAUUACAAAGACUUCUGAGGAGGGUGGAUCAUGAGGAGUGUCAGGUCCGACCAGUCCUCUGUGGUUUUUUUCUCCCGUUUUUAUUCCCCGUCAACGCUGCCCACUUCCAUCGCGUCUGGAUCCUCACACGUCACCUCUUUGAACGCAGCGGGGGUGGGAUAUUCCCACCUGUUGCUUCAAGAAAUAAUAAACGUCUACUGAGGGACGAUGUGUCACAAGGUUGAAGGGAUUUGUAGUUCUUGUGGCUAAAACGUGAAAAAAUCUGUGUGGAGUUUGGCUCAGAUGGCACAGAGAGGUGGUUUGUAGAAACUUGUGGAAAGUUGUGAUGAUUUGUUAUUAUCUGUAUUAAGUGAUUGUAUAAAAAGAACUUAAACACUUUAA